Molecule: messenger RNA, 1725 nt
Organism: Diachasma alloeum
Lineage: Eukaryota; Metazoa; Arthropoda; Insecta; Hymenoptera; Braconidae
Exons: 1
Coding region: 1-1725 (574 amino acids)
Source: RefSeq, a predicted model, not a curated record
AUGAAAAAUCGUAAUCGUCAUCAUGUCGAUGUUGGCGCGGUGUUGGCUGACAACGAAAUUCUUUGCCAACGAAGUUCUAACUUCCAAUCAGAAGCUGAAAGCGAUGCUGAGCAUUCUUCGGAAAGUGAGGAAGGAACCACAGGAAGCGAUGAAGACUAUCAAUUGAGCAAUGAAGAAGUGACACAAUCGGAUUCCGAUGACUCUUUAUCGACAAAUAGUGAUCACCGUGAGAAUACGGUUGAAGGGAAAAAGGAGACCAAGAAGCACGAGGAAUCGCUUAAUAUCACCGUCGGUAAUAAUGAACACGCUUCGGCUCCCGAUGAUAGGGAUCUCCUCGUGGACGGGGUUUCUUCAAAGGUUAAAAGGCACUUUUGUUUAUACUGCCAGAAGUUCCAGUCUAAGUUGGCACGACAUUUAGAGCUAGUCCACGGUAAGGAGAGUGAGGUCAGGAAAUUUAUUUUGUUACCACCAAAAAACAAAGAGAGACAAUCUAUCAUUGCAACUAUUAGGAAAAGAGGUGAUCAUCUUUACAACACCGAUCGACGUUUCAAUAAAGGUACGCUAAUUGUCUGCAGAAGACCCAAUGAAAAGAUGAAGAAAAAGGCCGAAGACUUUCUUCGCUGUGGAUACUGUAAGGGGCAGUAUACUAGAUCUGUUCUCCGUCAUCAUUGGAAAAAAUGUACUCAACGCUCUGGGAAAAAUGAAAGAAUCAUUUUAGUUAAAGGUAGGAAAGUUGCUGGGCGAAUACAUCCACGAGCUAGUAUGGCAGUGAGAACAUAUAUUUUUCCAUAUUUACGAGAAGAUGAUGUCGUUCGCAGUAUUCGUUACGAUGAAUUGGUGAUUAUUUAUGCAAACAAACAGUGCGAAAAAUAUGGAACGUGUCAACACCAGUAUCAGAUGGUCCGCGCGAAGAUAAGGCUGCUUGGACGCUUUGUUCUGGCCAUUAAACGACGUGACAAGCGUAUCUCUACCCUUUCCGAUGUGUAUCAGCCUCGUUUCUAUGAUGCAACUAUUGAUACUGUGAGAGUAGUAGCCGGAUUUGAUCUUGAGAAAAAUAUAUUCGCACACCCAGCAACAGCUUUUAGCCUCGGUACACUGCUGAAGAAAACUGGAGAAAUAUUACGUUCAGAAUAUAUUAAGAGGGAACAGGCACAUGAGCAGAGAAAGGUUGAAGAUUUUCUGAAAUUGAUGGUUGAGGAUUACGGCACGAGCAUAAAUAGAGUAGUUACUGAGACACAAACGCAAACUAAUCGACGUAAAGUUACAGUUCUACCGACCACCGAUGAUAUCAAAAAGCUGCAUACGUAUGUGAAAUCUGAGCGUGCCAAGUAUUUCUCUCAAUUGAAUGAGAAAUUCUCAUUUGAAGCCUGGAAGGCACUUGCGGAAGUAACCCUCUUAUCACUUCAGAUAUUUAAUCGACGAAGACCUGGCGAAAUCGAACGCCUUUAUCUGGAAGAUUUUAACAGUUAUCGUGGGCUGGAUAUGGACAAAGAUAAAGAGAUGUACGAUACCCUCAGUGAGGAGGGACGCCGACUCGCCAGGAGGUACGUGAGAUUUGAGAUUCGAGGGAAACUUGGGCGUGGUAUACCGGUUCUCUUAGAUAGUGAGGUCCUAGAUUGCUUAAAUCUCCUAAUUAAGCAUCGGAGCGAUGCGUGCAUCCCAGAAAAGAACACUUAUCUAUUUGCACUGCCCUCCAAUGACAAAGACCGCCCUCGAUACCUUUGA